This is a messenger RNA of Onychostruthus taczanowskii (white-rumped snowfinch), 802 nucleotides long. RefSeq names its product alpha-internexin-like. The transcript has 2 exons. Lineage: Eukaryota; Metazoa; Chordata; Aves; Passeriformes; Passeridae. The coding region runs from base 54 to 653 and encodes 199 amino acids. The record is from RefSeq and is a predicted model, not a curated record. Gene Ontology annotation, molecular function: structural constituent of postsynaptic intermediate filament cytoskeleton. Gene Ontology annotation, cellular component: cytoplasm; postsynaptic intermediate filament cytoskeleton; intermediate filament. Gene Ontology annotation, biological process: neurofilament bundle assembly.
CGGUGACCUUGACCCUGAACUCGACCUUGCCCCCCACCCCGCCGCUACCCGCGAUGCUGCAGCCCCUCACCCCACUUUUGGGGGACAGGCUUCUGCGGGCUCCCCCUCUCCGUUGCUAUCGGGAGGAGUCGGACAGCCGGUACCGGCGGGAUUGGCUGCGGUUCCGUGACGCGGAGGGGUGGAACGGCAUUACCACCGGGAUGAGCGCGGCCGAGGGCCGGCCCCGGUGCCGGUGGGGCGGCGGGGGCGGCGGCGAGGCGGUGCUCCGUGCCCGUGCUGAGGCCGCCGGUUACCGGAGGCUGCUGCGAGCCCGAGCCGCCGAGGUGGAGGCGUUGCGGGGGGCGGUGGGCGCGUUACACCGGCAGCUGGAGGGGCUGCGGGACCGGCGGAGCGGGGAGCUGGCCAAGUACCAGGAGCGGGUGGCGGAGCUGGAGCGGGAGAUCGGGGCGGCGGAGGCGGAGAUGGCCCGGUGCCUGCGGGAGUACCCGGCACUGCUGCGGCUGCGGAUGGCGCUGGAGGCGGAGAUCGCCGCGUACCGGUACGCGAGGGGGGCGCGGGGGGCACGGGGGGCCAGGGGCUUAGCCCGGCCCUUCUUUUCCAGGGAGAUGCUGGAGAGCGAGGAGCUCCGCCUGGGCGGCUUGGCCCCGCCGUGAGCGGACCCCCGGAGCCCCGCUCCCACCACCGGAGCCCGGCCCUGCCGUUACCACCGGACCCACGGUCCCGGGACCGGAUCCUCAGCCCCACCACUGGACCCCGGUUCCUCCGCCGGACCCCAGACCCCCGAGUCCCGCACGCCGGGCUA